This is a messenger RNA of Daphnia pulex (common water flea), 4315 nucleotides long. RefSeq names its product inositol hexakisphosphate kinase 1-like. The record is from RefSeq and is a predicted model, not a curated record. Gene Ontology annotation, biological process: inositol phosphate biosynthetic process; phosphatidylinositol phosphate biosynthetic process. The coding region runs from base 1487 to 3475 and encodes 662 amino acids. Gene Ontology annotation, molecular function: inositol hexakisphosphate kinase activity. Lineage: Eukaryota; Metazoa; Arthropoda; Branchiopoda; Diplostraca; Daphniidae. Gene Ontology annotation, cellular component: nucleus; cytoplasm. The transcript has 8 exons.
GAGCAACAAGAAAUAUCAAAAGUAUUUGUGCAUAUCAAAAGUCUAGUCGGCCGCAUUUAAUAUUCAUGGCGUUUUUCUGCUCCUCUGCUCACAGUAUCGAUCGAACGGCCUGACCCACUUUCAAACAAAAAGAAAUGGAAACGGGAAAAGGAAUGGCGUCAGCGUUCGUGUUUCUACACAAACGGACAGUCGACAAUAAUAUUAUUGGCGAAAAAGGAAAAAUAAAUUUGAAAUUGGGUUUUUCCCCUCGGUCGACAGAUUCCAUAUAAAUCGAUCGAAUUACGUAAUCUAACGAGUCCAGCUGCUGCUGGGCCAGCGUGUCCAAUGUUAUUCCGACCAAAUUUCAUUUUAACGACGUCCGUUACUCAUUUAAGGGCUACUCACGUUACCACCGAGAACCUGCUGGUGUGGUCAACACAAGGACAACAAAUCGUUAACACAAAUUACCUUGUCCCAGCAACUCAUAUAACAUAGUUGUAUGUGUGGGAAAUAACCGACCGUCUGUUGUCACGAUCGUGAUUCUUUUUUUAAAACAAAUGCGCAAAUGUAAUAAUAAGAAAGAUGUAAGAAUUGUACACACGUGUGACGUCAAUGCGCUCGACUGUUAUUCGCCCAGUAAAAAUGUUUCAGGUCACUCGAACAAGGGCCCCCCUCCCGUCCUUCUUCUGAGCAAUGACGCGGGACUGAACGAAAAAAAAAACCCUCGACCAAUCUUACACGCAAUUCCGUCGAGUCUGUCUAGUGCACAUCAGCAAUCUAUAGAGUCGGGCCAAAAAAUGUUUGCGCAAUAUAACAACUCUUGCGUGAGUGUUCCGUCUAGGGUUAUUCUCUUGUGCGUUUUUCGCUCGUGAAAGGAAACCUAAUCGCCUGACGGGUCUUAUUAUUUCACGUCCCGAGUCUCAGGUUCAACUCAGUCGCCGUGAGCCACUCGGUUGGGUCAGUCUCGGCCCGUCGCUCCUCUUUUGUUUCUAUUGGUUGAAUUUGGCUGUCCCGACUGCACAACAGUUUCGUGUGAUAUCGUGCGUGACGUCCGACACGUCAAAGAAAACUCGUUCCCAUCUUGUCUGCUGCUCCGCUAGAAAAUAAAAAAGAAAUCCGGUUGGCAACAGCAGAGAACAUCGUGACUUCCUAUCCCGCACAGUUCGUGACCCAGACUUUGAGCAGUAGCUGGCAGCAGAGACUAUCCGUUAUUUAAAUAUUUAUCCCGCCGUAUAGUCUGCUGGGUACAUUACCCCCCGCAGCGACAAAAGGGGGGUUCGUUUUCACUCUGUGUGAAAACCCUUCGUGAAUAUAUUUGCGCAUCCCGCGACGACCACGUCUAUAAGAACUUUCACUAUAGGGGAGAGAACUUAUGUACAUUCGACUUUUGAUGGAUUUCAGAAAGUUACACACGAGCGUUGGCGGAUGUUGGAAUGCGGUUGGGUGAAACGAGGAAUUUCUUGAUCAGCGACCACCACCACCACCGGGAUCGAUAACAAAACGCGCAAUGGACGUCCAGCGCAAUGCUAAAAAAUUCAAAUUGCAAGAGGAUCAUCAGCAGCAUCGACAGCAUUUGCCGGACAAGCAAAUCAAACCGCCACCACCUCUUCCGGCCGAUCCUUGUCCGCUCCUCCGCCCAUUUUGUCACCAGGUCGGAGGCCACACCCAGUUCCUGCAGCUGGAUCAAUCCACCGUUUGCAAGCCGUUGAUUCCGCGGGAGUUGAGUUUCUACCUGAACGCACCAGCCGACAUUCGUAUCUUCACGCCCCAGUGCAAAGGUGUGAUCCAGACGUGGCAUCAAGAAGGCCGCCAAUACUGGAGGCGAUUCGCCAUGGACGAGAUCAGCGUCACGGCCGAACAUUCGGAAAUUUCGUCGCACCACAACAGCCGCCACGACGCCCCGUUGAGGAUAUCCCUGGCCGGCCAUGAAGCCAUUUCCUAUCAUCCGGCCCACACCUACACUGAUGGAUCGUCUCAAUUUUUCAUGAUGCUGGAAAAUGUGGCGUCCGCUUUCAAGUUCGAGCGUCCAUGCGUGCUGGACUUGAAGAUGGGCACCAGGCAGCACGGCGACGACGCUUCCGCCGAGAAACGCACCCGGCAGAUGGCCAAGUGCGCAGCCAGCACAUCCGCCUCCCUCGGACUCCGUCUCUGUGGCAUGAAGGUGUACGAGGCGACGUCGGACAAGUUCGUCAGUCGGGACAAAUAUUUUGGCCGACGGCUGGACGCUGACGGACUUCGCAGGGCGCUGGUCCAGUUCUUCGCCAGUGGCGGAGCCCGACGCGAUGGAAUCAUCGAGGCCAUUCUCGAGCGGUUGAGGCUCCUCCGCAAGGCCGUCGAACAACAGGAGACGUUCCGCUUCUAUUCUAGUUCCCUGUUGAUCGUCUACGAAGGUUGCGACGAAAGUAGCGAAUAUUUCUCCAGCCCGGAUUUCCAUUUUCUCAGUCCUGGGGUUGUUGUUGGCGGUGCCGGCCGGCGAUCCAACUCGGAUUGCGAACUGGAAAGAAUUUGCGACGCCGAUGAUUACCAACACCGGAAGCUCGUCACGGCUGCUGCUCAUCAAAGUGCUGCUGGUUACAAGCCGACCAGGUCCAGCUCGGAUGCCCAGAUACCCAGACUGAAACAUGUGGCCGUCCCUCAUCGACUCCAGCAGCCAAGGAAUCAACUGGAUUUCGACUCGCUGUCCAUCACAGACACGUCGAGCGAUUGCUACUUGACGGACAGCUGUGACGCCCAGUCUUUCAGCACGAGCCCAGCCCAGUCGGUGGACAGCGGACUGGAAUGUUUCAUGAUGGAUCAAAACUCUUCGUCGUCCAGCAGCACCAACGAACAUUGCAGCUGGACGAGUAUCAGUGGAUACCAAACCGGCCUCCGUCUCAAGAAACUUUUGAGGCAAUCGGGAAGUGCGACGGGCUACGAAUGUGACAAUUCGACCGACAGCACGGACAGCGGCGUCUUCUCAUCAUCAGCCGCUGCUGUCAAUCAGCUGGGCAGCAGCAUCAAAAAGACGGCCAUGAUGAAGCGAACGGCCGCCAUGUACAUGGACAGCGAGGAAGAUAGCGAAAGUGACAUGGAACAGCAAAGGCUCUGCCGGCCGCUGGAGUUGGAGCGCAACGCCCAGUACGGAAUGAUGAGCCCAGCCGGCGAAGAUGAGGGCGAAUUGACGCCCGUCUUGGAAGUCAGCCGGACCGAAGAGUUUACGGAAGAAGCCGGCGGAAGCCAAACGCAGAAGAAACGGCGAGUGAUGGAUGAGGACAAAGAACAAGUGCUGCUGGAUGCUGCCAGCAGCAGCAAGCUGGACAACAACUGCUGGUCGGACUGCGUCGAUGUCCGCAUGAUCGAUUUCGCCCACACAACUUUCUCCGGUUACCUGGGACUGGACGAACGGGUCCACUGGGGACCCGACAACGGAUACCUUUUCGGUCUGGAAACUUUGACGGGUAUUUUGAGUGAAUUGCGGGGUGAUAAGAUCACCUUACCACCACCUCAGCGCUGUUGAGGAAAACUUGGACAAUGAACUUUUUUCUGACAGUUGCUUCGAUUCAUUAAUGGCUAUCUUAUAGUUUAAUCAUUUUAUUUUUUGGAAGAAAAUUGGAUAAACUUAAACAAAAAAAAAUAGCCCAAUACAAAAGCCCGUUUGUGUUGGCCGGAAUGAAAUGUCAAAUGUCAUUGAUGACAUUUGAGUAUUCGACUUUUGAUAUAGGAUAGAUCUCUUCUGGGACGCCUGAGAGUUUGUCACUGUUUUCAUUGUUUCCACAAUUGAUGUCGUUAUCCAGAGCUCUGAAGAGAGCUAAUGAUAUUGAUUUCAAACAAAAGAUUAUUUUAAUUUUUGUUCAAAUCCUGUGCCUCCGUUACGAUUUAAUGACGACGGUGAAUAAAAUAACACGCAUUGAAAAAUUUUAACUAAAUUAAACCCCCCCAAAGGAGAGAAAACAAAAAUGUGUACCUGCCCACUCUUUUAGUCUUUGUUGUCCUCAUACAACUUGAAAAAUUGUUAUCAAUUUAUCACCCGUGAUUUUAAAACGGUGAAAAUUUAUAUCCCCCAUCGUGUCGUUGGUUUGAUUUGCAUUUUUUGAAUAUCGGUUCAACUAACGACGCGUCGUUUAAAAAUUAAAAUCGAGAGGGAAAAAUUAAACAUUUUUUGAAGCGGGACAUGAUGUUAGUCUAUAGCAGGAAUUUUUAAAAGAUGAUGUUUAGGUCAGAAAUUCUCUUUUUCCCGUCCCCCUUGACGACCAUUUAAGUUAAAAUAAUAAUACUUGAACAAUUGAAUUUUAUAUGUUGUAUAAUGUAUAAUACCGUAUUUUAACGCAAUUUUGAAAUAAAAAAUGUUGAAAUGAAA